Ustilago hordei is the source of this 1143-nucleotide messenger RNA. RefSeq names its product putative HOM6 - homoserine dehydrogenase. Gene Ontology annotation, biological process: aspartate family amino acid biosynthetic process; L-homoserine biosynthetic process. The coding region runs from base 1 to 1143 and encodes 380 amino acids. Gene Ontology annotation, molecular function: aspartate kinase activity; NADP binding; homoserine dehydrogenase activity. The record is from RefSeq and is a predicted model, not a curated record. NCBI's taxonomy places the organism in Eukaryota, Fungi, Basidiomycota, Ustilaginomycetes, Ustilaginales, Ustilaginaceae. The transcript is spliced from 2 exons.
AUGUCGAGCACCCAAGGAAUCAACGUAGCCAUCAUCGGCGUCGGUCUGGUCGGCACCUCCGUCAUCCAGCAACUCACCACCGUCGCUGGUCUUUCUUCCAAACUCCACAUCGUUGCACUCCAGAACAGCAAGAAGACCCUCCUCAGUACUCCCACCUCCCCUCUCUCCCUCGCUGGUUCUGCUGACUGGAAGUCUCUUCUCGCCAACAGUUCCACUUCCGCCCUUGCACUCCCCGACCUCGUCCUGGAACUCCAAAAGAUCACCCGCGACUCUGGCCGUCACACCGCAGUAGUCGACAACACCUCCGACGAAAAAGUCGCCGCCUUUUACCCUCACUUCCUCGCCGCAGGUCUCUCGGUCGUCACUCCUAACAAGAAAGCCUUUUCCGGCCCUAUCGAACUGUACAAUGAUAUUCUCAAGUACAAGUCGAACGAUGUUGCCGGAAGCAAGGGUCCACUUGUCUACCAGGAGUCAACUGUUGGUGCUGGUCUACCCAUCAUUUCUUCCCUCGUCGACCUGGUGAACACCGGUGACAAGAUUACGAAGAUCGAAGGCGUCUUCUCAGGAACACUCUCUUACAUCUUUAACGAGUUCUCAACUCCCAAGGGAGGUGAUAACAAGUUUUCGGACAUUGUCAAGUUCGCCAAGGAGAACGGAUACACCGAGCCUCACCCCAAUGAUGAUUUGAAUGGGUCGGAUGUCGCUAGGAAAUUGGCGAUCUUGUCGAGACUCGUGCCCGAACUCAAAGAUGCUCUGCCACAGGGAUACCUCUCGGUGCCAACUCACUCUCUCACUCCCGCACCACUAGCAGAUGUCGCGUCGGGUGAAGAAUACGUUAAGCGUCUUCCAGAUUUCGACGGUGACUAUGACAAGCUCAACAAGGAAGCUUUCGACAAAGGUAGCGUGCUCCGAUACGUCGGUGUCAUCGACGUGAAGAAGAAGGAAAUUAAGGCUUCGCUCGAGACAUACCCCGUCUCGCAUCCCUUCGCAUCCUCUCUUUCGGGAUCGGACAACAUCAUCGCCUUCCACACCAAGCGUUACUCGGCUCGUCCAUUACUCGUUCAAGGUUCGGGUGCUGGUGCCGACGUUACUGCUAUGGGUGUCGUUGCGGAUCUGAUCAAGGUUGCUGAGCGACGAUCCUAG